AGCUGGGGUGCAGAGAGCUCCCAGCAGCACGGGCAGUCGGUCUGGCCUGUUGGAACCGAAACUGCUCCCUGCGAGAGGUGCGUGGAAGCAGCGACCCGGCUUGGCUAAUCUGUGGGCACUAGGGCUUUGGAGAAAUAAGUGUGGGAAGUUUGUGUGCUCUGAAACUGAAGACUGGUGAUUUAAAGUGAUUAAUGUAAACACAGCUUUGGUAGUGAGAUGACCUGUGAAGGCACUAGGCUCUUGUUCAAACGAACCGGAAAGAGGAAACGAGCGAAGAAGCUAGUGAUGGACACGGGUCAGCUUCGGCCGGGAGACCGGUGCCGUGACCGUGACCCGGCUGCCCGUGUACAAAGUGACUGUGUGACAGCUCGCGGGACAAUAUGUGGUGUGCAAGGUGCCGCGGAGGCUGCGAGGGCCCGAGAAAAGGACUGCUUAGUGUGGACUCAGCCUGUGAGGAGGGGCGCUGUGAGGACAGCCGUACAGCUCUGCCGAGUAGUGACCGUAUUUGGUUUGUUGGUGGUUAUACUGCCGGGAGUUACGGGUCAGGGACGCACUGCUCCGAUCAUCACCAUACGACAGGGAUCGCUGGAAGGGGUUCGGGAGUACGUGGACCCUCGCCAGAGGCCAGUGUUUUCUUACAAGGGCAUUCCAUACGCCACUCCGCCGGUGGGAAGCCUCCGAUUCAAGCCGCCGGUUCGCGACUAUGGAUGGAACCGGACCCAGCGGUUCGACCGGUUCGGACCCGAGUGUCCCCAGCUGGACGUCCAGGGAGUGCCCGAGCCGGGCGUCUCGGAGGACUGUCUCACGCUCAACGUCUGGAUACCGCAGGUCCCGGACGGCUUCCAGCGUUUUCCCGUGGUCGUGUUUUUGAAUGGAGAGCUGUUUUGGAGACAGAGGGCCUCCCGCUACCCUCUGGAGGAACUCAGCUCCGAAGAUAUUGUCACAGUCUCCGUCAGCUACAGAACUAACUUGUUCGGUUUCUUCACUCUGCAGUCGUCGGCGGCUCCGGGGAACCUUGGCCUGCGGGAUCAGCAGCUGGCGCUGCUCUGGGUCCGCGAGAACAUCGGGGCAUUCGGCGGUGACCCCCGCCGGGUCACCCUAGUGGGCUUCUCGGCAGGCGCAGCUUCCGUCGGCCUCCACUUGGUGUCGCCCCAGUCGCAGGGUCUGUUUCAGCGCGCUAUGCUGGUGUCCGGCUCCCCGCUGGCCACCUGGGCCCACAUGGAGGCCAGGGAGGCGCGCCGGAUUGGGCAGGAGGUGACGGCCAUCAUGGGCUGUCGCAGCGGCAGUGACUGGGAAGCGGUGCGCUGCCUGCAGGACCAGGACUUCAUGCGCCUGCUGACGGCCGCGCAGAGGAUCCUCGAGUCGCGUGGUCGGUUCCACCCGGUGUUCGCCCCGGUCACCGACUCAUUUGUCGUCUCACGUGACCAGUUUCUGCCCGAGGACCCUGACCGUCUCCUGAAGCGCGGUGACUUCGUCAAGGUGCCCGUCAUGAGUGGAGUAGAUGCGGACGACGGCGUCCUCCUGCUCUACCAGUACCCGGGCACGGACCGCCUGACGUUUUCCAACCUCACCGAGGUGCUGCGACGGGUGGUGAUCCCUCGCCUGCUGGACCAGCGGGGCCUGACGCGGCGGCGCGCGCUGCUGACCGGCGUUCUCAGCUACCGCUACGUGGACACUGUGCCGCCCGGCAGCCAGCAGCAAAUGCUGACCAGCUUCGUCAAGAUAUUCAGCGACGCCUAUUUUGUGGCGCCGCUGUACUCGUUUCUGGACCUGUACGCUCGCAGCGGUGCCGAUUUGUACGCCUACGGCUAUAAUAGAGAGGGACCGGACAUCUUCGGGAACAUCGUCUCACUACCAAGUGCCAGCCACGGCUCUGAGCUGCUGUACGUGCUCGGUCCAUCCAUGUACCGGGAUCUGGUCGGUGGAACGUACGGUGCAGUCCAGCAGAGGCUCGGUCAGAAACUGCGCACCUACUGGAAGGGCUUCAUCACCGACGGUGAUCCGGUGCGCGGCCGGUACGGGGAGCGCUGGGACCGGUACACCCUGGACCAGCCCGUGUUCCAGGACCUCGUCCAUUCCGUCUCCGUGGUCGGCUACCGACGAGAGGACGCCAGCUACUGGAACAAGUUCCUCAGCUUUAUCGCCGCCGAGAACACCGGGCCGAGCCCGACGGAGGGAGUCACUACUGAACCACUCGUGGGCUCGGGCCCGCAGUACGAGACGGCCACCUGGGUGCUGCUCGCCGUCCUCCUGCUGCUGAUUGUCGGCCUGCUGGUGGCCUUCCUGCUCACCCGCCGACGGCGCCGCCUCAAGUCGGACAUGGCGUACGGGUAGCAAUCCGCCGCGGGGCCGCACGCGAUGUACCGACGCAAUUCUCUGGUAGCAGGUUUGUCGUCAACGUCUUCACGAGCGGCACGCCGGCGGGCGGCGAGUUCCGCCUCGGCCGACCGGAUGGCGCGCAGGUCGUACCACCAGGGGGCCGCACUGGACGAGCCCGGCUCGCUCCGGCGGAUGGCCGAGCUCAGCGCGGGGGUGGAGCGGCUGGACCAGGGGGGACGCGACUCGCCGAUGUCCGGCAGGUCGGGGAGAUCGGGCAGGUCGGCCAGGUCAGGUCACCAGGUGGCAGUGGCCGGCGGCAGAGGUCGUGACCGGCAGGAGCUGGUUCUGAGGGACGCGGCCGGCUCACUGCGCCACCUGGCGGUGUUGAGCGCCGGCCGGGCGAGGCUCGACCGCCAUGCUGCCGAGCUGUCGCGAGCCUCGUCACGGGCCUCCUCCCGACCGUCCUCUCGGGCCUCGGCGAGACCCGGCUGGUCGAGAAGUCGCAUCACCAGCGCGGUUCGCAUCGAGCUGCACGAGACAGGCUCGCCCCGCCUGGACCGCUCACCCCGCCUGGACCGCUCGCCCCGCCUCGACUGUCCCUCGCCCCGUCUCGACGUUCCUCACUCCUCACGGUCGGCUGUCCUGGAUCGCGACGAGCUCGACCUGGACUGGUCCGACGGGGACGUCAGUGACACGGAGCGACCCGAGUGUGACGUCACCGACGCGGCCGAGCGCCCCGAGUGUGACGUCAUCAGUCGGGGCGGCGGCCGCGUCGGGCGGUACGGUGUGCAGCGGCUGCCCUCGGGCUACGAGGGCGAGGUGGCGCACGAGUACUGCGUGGUGGUCGAUCAUGUGCCCACUCCCGUGCCGCCGACCGCCGUCAGCGGGCUCGCCGACAUGGAGACGCUCUUCUGACGUC
This is a messenger RNA of Amphibalanus amphitrite, 3238 nucleotides long. Its product is annotated as acetylcholinesterase-like. The record is from RefSeq and is a predicted model, not a curated record. The transcript is spliced from 11 exons. NCBI's taxonomy places the organism in Eukaryota, Metazoa, Arthropoda, Thecostraca, Balanomorpha, Balanidae. The coding region runs from base 217 to 2334 and encodes 705 amino acids.